This is a messenger RNA of Trichoderma atroviride IMI 206040, 2775 nucleotides long. NCBI's taxonomy places the organism in Eukaryota, Fungi, Ascomycota, Sordariomycetes, Hypocreales, Hypocreaceae. The record is from RefSeq and is a predicted model, not a curated record.
UUACGGCAGCUAUGUUCUCUGCUUGAAGCACGAGUCAACCGCUAUUUGACCCCUUUUGAGCCCGGCGACAACAGCCGGCCUGGAGACUACCCACGACUGACGCAACUCAUGCAGUACCUUCGUACAGCUAGCUUGUCUCCGCUUAUUCCCCUGCAACUCAUUCCACGUUGUAGAUCUAUGGAAUCUAAUGGAUCUAUUAGACCUACCCCAAUUCAGUUCCUCUUCAACAUCGCAGAGGAUACAGUAACUGCAGAUGCUUUUAUUGCCUCCAUUGUCCCAGGACAGGGUUUACCUGACAUAAAUACUAUGAAGCGAAUGAUAGCAUCUGCUGAGACAAUGAUACAUGGUCUCCGUUCCUUUAGAAACUUUGUUGAUGGACUGCAGUCUUCUCCUUCUAAAACUCCACCAGGCAGCACUGAAACUCAAUCGAGGGAAGCUUCUGUAUCCAUCCAGCCAUUUCCAAUGUUUGCUUUGAUCCAAAAGUUUCGCCAGCAAACAACGAUAGCUUACCGCGCAAUCCUGUCCCACGUUGAAUAUUGCACCGAUAGCAAGCCUACAGAGCACAAUGUUCUACUCCAGCUGCCGAGAUGGGAAGAUAUCUCAAAUGACGAAUCUCAAAACAUGAAAGGCAAUUCGCCAACUCAUUUAUUCUUCACAAUAUGCUCAAACAAAUGGCAGCUUGCAAGAAUGUCAUUUCUUCUGCCGGAGCAUAGCAGGUCGUUCAGAAAGCGAACGCUUUACAAAGCUCUGAGUGAUUCCUACGAUGAUGAGAUGGAUCUAGAAUUCUACAUUCCAGAUGAUUACAAUGACGCAGAGCACACCGACAUACGGUUCCAUGUUCCCGUAAGAUUAAACGGAGCGCGGAGAUAUGGCAAGAGUGUUCCGAGUCAAGAUGAUAGCCUUUGGUCUUUGAUCGAACGAGGCUACUUCGCAAAGCAACCCGGCAUAGACUUAUGGAUCGAUGACGACAGCAGCACCAUCAUUAACACAAACCAGCGUAAGACGCUGGCAAUCAGCCUCGUUCUUGGUUUGAUGUUGUCUAUCGACUGCAGCCACAAUCUCGACGUAUGGGACCCAAAGAAUAUCCAUUUCUUAAAGCCUAUAGACAAAGAUUACACCCCGUUUAUCUCUAUCCAUGGAAAUAACAGCGCAAGCGUUCGAAAUCGGCUUUCGAUUGCCGGAUUGCACUCUCGUUAUACCAUCGAUGAAGAUGAGGAGAAUUUGAGACCAAUGCCCCAGUUCAUGUUGUUAGCGAAAGCUUUAAUGCAAAUUGCGUGGGGAGACUGUCUUCGGUCGAUCAAGGUACCGGAAGGCUCUCAAAGUGCUUUUAUGGAUCCAUGGAAAGAACUUCGGGGCGGAGUCAGCUCAUACUACCAGAAGAUGAAAUGUGAUUCAGAAGGUAGUCGGGAAUCAUUGCCCUUUCUGGAGGCUGCCCUGGGUUGCUUGAACUUCCACAAAGAUUAUCAGGUCCGCUUGAGAGGUGCUAUGCCAAGUCAGGAGAUUGAAAUUGCGUGGCAAGUGAUCUUUGAUAAAAUUCUUCUCAAGAUCGACGCCAAUCUGGUUUCAAAAGGCCUCAGUAAAUCCAGCUCAGACUCCGCCACAAGCAACAAUUCUCUUGCCAUCAUCACGGAGGGGGCCACGAAAAUGAGUUUAUCGGUUCCAUAUGUUUCGGAUCAAACUCACGUCAAACUAUUCGACACAAAGCAGACGUCGAACCCUUCAGCGGCUAAUGAAUUCUGGCAACUCCUGGAGAGAUUCCACAGUUCAUCCUCGCGCUAUAUCUCUGAGCAUAGCACAUUAUCAGAAGUAGAUUUGCCUCGGCGAAUCCGCAUAGCAGUCCUUGAUACUGGCAUCGACUUUCAUCACUCAGCUAUCUUAGAAGCUAAAGAAAAGGGGCGCAUGAGUCCUGAAUGGUGCUACAGCUGGGUUGGCGAUAAAUCUAACGCACAAGACGAUGACAAUGAUUUACAUGGAACGAACUGCGCCUACCUCCUACAUAAAGUAGCUCCGGAAGCCGAUAUAUAUAUUGGGAAAGUGUUCGAACGAAACACUGUGAGACUCUAUGAAGCUGAAAACAUAGCCAAAGCUAUUGAAUACGCGACAAACGUGUGGGACGUGGAUAUUAUUUCCAUGUCUUUCGGACUGAUGCGUCCAAAAGCUCGGGGCGAUGGAAAUAAAGAUGAAGAACGCCUAGCCAUGGAAAGAUUCAAUCAGAUCGUCGACGACAUUGAAAUCGCGAUUCGAAAUUCGGCUAAUUUAUCUCGGAUCUUCUUUGCAGCAGCCUCUAAUAGUGGUAAGAAUGAACCACGAGCAUUCCCAGCAAGUUAUCAGCCCUGGGUAAUCUGCGUUCACGCUUCAGAAGGGAAUGGCGAAGACGGCGGCAUUAAUCCCGAGCUGGGAAAUGGAUUUAACCUUAUGACUCUCGGAAUGGGUAUAGAAUUGAUGGAGAGAGAGUGUGUCAUCAAAAAUGGAAAAACGACGAUUCACAAAUACAAGACGGUGAUCAAGUCAGGCACGUCGUUUGCAACACCCGUCGCCGCUGGUAUCGCUGCGAUAGUGCUGGACCUUGCAGCGCGUGUGAAAGAGAUUAACAGCCGAGCGAAAAGGAAAAUCAAAAGGCAUGAAGAGAUGGAAAAGAUUCUGCGGCUUAUGUCGACAGCUAAGGGUAAGGAGGAUGUCCGCGGCCGGCUGCACUACAUGGCUCCGUGGCUUCACUGGGAGAAUGGGUGGGAGAUAGAUGAGACUAAAUGCCGAUUGGUCUGGGACACAAUUAAC